Oncorhynchus masou masou (cherry salmon) is the source of this 508-nucleotide messenger RNA. Its product is annotated as dnaJ homolog subfamily B member 2-like. The annotation marks the transcript as partial. The transcript is spliced from 5 exons. NCBI's taxonomy places the organism in Eukaryota, Metazoa, Chordata, Actinopteri, Salmoniformes, Salmonidae. The record is from RefSeq and is a predicted model, not a curated record. Gene Ontology annotation, molecular function: Hsp70 protein binding.
AUGGUUAGUUGUGGUAUUGAAUAUGUCACUGUGUGUGAAGCUACAGGAAACAGGCUCUGCGAUGGCAUCCCGGACAAGAACCCAGACUGCAAGGAGGAGGCAGAGCGGAAGUUUAAGGAGCUGGCUGAGGCCUACGAAGUUCUGUCAGACCGGAGAAAACGAGAGGCGUAUGAUACCUAUGGCAAAGACAGAAUUCCCAACAACACAGGCUCCAGUAGCCAUCCCGCUCCAGAAGACUUCCCAGGGUUCACCUUUACAUUCCGGAGUCCAGAGGAAGUGUUUCAGGAAUUCUUUGGAGGCCAGGAUCCUUUUGCAAAUUUCUUCGAUGACUUUGCCUUCGGAGGAGGGAUGCACAGUGGCUUCCAUGGACAUCCUGGCACUUCGAGGCUCGGCCCAAGCCGGUUUUUCUCCUUCCCCUCUGCUGGAGUGCACGACUUCACCCGUUCCUCCUCCUCCUCCCUCUUCACAGUGCACGACUCCCUCACCUCUUCCUCCUCCCUCUUUCAAG